Molecule: messenger RNA, 3621 nt
Organism: Labrus mixtus (cuckoo wrasse)
Lineage: Eukaryota; Metazoa; Chordata; Actinopteri; Labriformes; Labridae
Gene: cnp
Product: 2',3'-cyclic nucleotide 3' phosphodiesterase
Exons: 4
Coding region: 175-2712 (845 amino acids)
Biological process (GO): cyclic nucleotide catabolic process
Cellular component (GO): cytoplasm; membrane
Molecular function (GO): 2',3'-cyclic-nucleotide 3'-phosphodiesterase activity
Source: RefSeq, a predicted model, not a curated record
CGCCGUAAUCAAGGAGAAGAACAAGACUGCUCUUUUGAAGCGGGUGUGUAUCUGUGGCGAAGAUUGCCUUGUCAUUGUAUUCAGAGAGAAACGCGUGGUCAGUGGCACCACCGACAGCUCCUCUGCAGCCUCACUGGUACUUGGUGGUGUGUAAAGUCAGACUUUGAACCAGACAUGGAUUUAGAAAAGAGUGGCGAGGUUUUAGAUGUGUCAGAGCCUCCACAGCAAGAGAAAGGUGUAAUGGAAAAAGAGGUUGUGUCAAAAUUGGAGAUACCAGAGGAAUCCACAGAGCCUGAGAAGCCACCAGCUGCUGACGGAGGAACUGAGCAGCUGCUGCCAAUGAACGGCCAUGGUAAAGAAGUCGAUGACUUGAAAGAAACAGAGGAGGUGAUUGUUACAGAAACGGUUACAUUCUUUGAGGAAAACACCAAAAUGGAAAUCGAGGACACCCUGCUCUUAGAGAAAUCUGUGGAAUCAUUGCCCGUUGUGGCGGCUCCACCAGAACCAGAUGAGUCAUCCGAAAAGAUCUCUGACCCAGUGGCAGUUUUAGACGAAGAACCAGAAAACACCCAGCCUCAAGAGCAGCAAGUGUCAGAGAAUGACCCAGAACCUUUGCUUGUGCAAACACCUCUGGCAGACGUUACCACUGAACCCGAGCCAGAGAAACUGUCAGAAUCAGUCUCUGAAAAAGAAUUAGAAGCGCAAACCUCUCCUGAUCCAGCAGACGUACAGCAGCUGAUGGAUACAGAACCACCCGGUCAGGAAGAGACGGUGUCAGAACCAGUGGAAACUGAAACAACGCUGCAGACUUCUCGGGAUACUCAGGCAGAAGAUGUUGCCAAAGAGAGUGUGGAAGAAGAUGACGUGGCAGUCGAAAAUGACAUGGCAGCUGAACCCACAGGGGAGGCAGAAGAAGAAGAAAAACCUGCAGAAAGGGAGACAUUGGCGGAGACUGUGAUAGUGACAGAAGCUUCCUCGGGAAAUACGGCAGAAUCUGAAGAACUGGUUCAGACUGUGUUGGUGACGGAAGCUCCGGCAGAAACGAUGAAAGUCAUGGAGACUGAAUUUGUGGCUGACAUUACCGCAGAAACGGAGAAAACAGUGGAGACUGAAUUGUUGGCCGACACUGCACCAGAAAAGCCAGCAGAAACGGAGAAGAUAUUGGAGACUGAAUUGUUGGCCGACACUACACCAGAAAAGCCAGCAGAAAAAGAGCAACUUGUGGCGACUGAAUUGGUGGCCGACAUUGCACCGGAAAAGCCGGCAGAAACAGAGAAAAUAGUGGAGACCGUGCUGGUAUCUGAUGUUUCCUCAGAAAAGCCAGCGGAAGCUGUGACCCUAAAGGAGGAGGCACCGGCCGAAAUUGAGAAUAUAAAACCUGCAGAGGAGAAAAAGGAAGUUGAACCAGAAAAAUCCAUUGAGUCUGAAGCUCUCAAGGGAGUGGAAGCUGCAACAGAGGGUGAAAGUGUUACAUCGGAGGCGAAAGAUGUCGAACUGGAAAAAGAAGAGGAAACGGUCCCUGCGUCCGGCUCGUUAUUGUUUGCACUCCUGCAACAAGAGCAGACAAAAGACGCCCUGCGAACCUCUCGUACCCUGGUUGUCCUCAGGGGCCUUCCGGGAAGUGGCAAAAGCUUCUUGGCGCGUGCCAUCGCCGACACAUACAAAGACCACUGCUCUGUUUUCUGUGCCGACGAACAUGGCGUGAAGCCGGAGAGUCCCGAAACGUCCGCCGACGGAUACAAGGCUCUGGACGAGGCCGUGGUGGGCUGCUGCAGCGCGGGAGCGGCCUCUUCUGUGCUGGUGGUGGUGGUGGAUGACACCAACCACACCCAGGAGCGGCUCGCCCACCUGGGGGAGAUUGCUGACCAGCACCAUCUUGUUGCCGUCUUCUUGGAGCCGCGCACUGAAUGGAGUAGAGAUCCUGCACAGCUGACCAAGAAGACCAGGCGUGGACUGGAUGAGGCCCAGCUGGAGGCCAUGAGAGGUCCUCUAGCUGAGAUGGCCCUUCCUCUUUACUUCGGCUGGUUCCUUCUCUCCUCCGUCCAGGACAAGAUCAGGUGCACAUCCAUGGACUUCCUGAAGACCCUGGACACCUUGGAUGCCUUCAAGAAGCACUUGAUUGACUUCACUGGGAAAGCUGAAAAAGAGGUGGAUUUGGAGCAAUACUUUCAAGCCAAAGGAACCCUCCAUUGCACUACAAAAUUCUGUGACUAUGGGAAAGCAGAGGGUGCCAAAGAGUAUGCGGAGAAUCAAGCAGUUAGCGAUCUCUAUGGAUCUGUGUCCGAGCUCUCACUGAGUGCUCUUUUUGUCACUCCGCGUACUGUUGGUGCCAGAGUGUCCCUCACCGAGGAGCAGCUUGUGCUGUGGCCAGCUGAUGCCGAGAAGGAGGCAGAUGUCCCCGCAGCUGCCUCCCUCCCUCGGGGCAGCCGCGCCCACAUCACCCUGGGCUGCUCGGAGGGCGUGGAGCCAGUUCAAACGGGCGUGGAUCUGCUGGAGAUCCUGGCCCUGCAGCAGGAAGGCCAGCAGGGGGAGCUGGUGGAGGAGAUGGAGCUCGGCUCGCUGACCUACUACGGCAGUGGAAGGUGGCUGCUCAGUCUGAGAGAGCCCAUCUGCGCCCCUGCCUGCUUCUCCAGCUACUACGGGCGCAAGGAGGCUGAACCAACCAAAAAGGAACCGGAGAGGAGGAGGAAGCCAAAGUGCACCAUACUGUAGAUGGCAAACAUGGGGGGGGGAGGGGGGUGUGUGUGGUUGGGAUAACUAGUUGGUUAAAACUUCAGAUUACCCUGUGAAUGGUUUGUGUGUUUGUGCAGCAUUAAGGGUCCAGAUGUAGCCACCCUAAAUCCACAUGCUGUGUGCCUUUUUAUUAUUGAUUUGCACCACAACCCAAGAUGCCUUCAAUCCAGUUAGGCUUGCUGUUAAAUGUUCAGUGUCAGGUUUCACAUAUCGGCGCCAGAGUUUCACAACCUGGCUAUUUGCUUAGGUGUUAUUAGCUGCAGUUUUAGACCAAGGUAGUGUAUCCUCCUCCCACAGCGGUUCUCUUAAACUUACAUUUACUCUUCUAUACAUUUUAGUGUUUCUAAGUAUACAGGUGAAAUACUAGGUACUUUCAUUGCAUGCAUUACAGGAAAGCAUUUCAACAGUCACACACCUGCUAAACGUUCCUCUGACGCUCCAGCACUCUGUCUGGUGUCUCCUUUGUCAUAUCUGUCAUUUUCAUUUCACUAUGUUUACGCAGCCUAGAAGAAAAUACCAUAUGGGCCAAAGUUAUCUAUUUGUUUAAGUGUAUUAGAAUGAAUGUCAUUAAUAGAGGUCUUUCCGUUUAAAAUAUUUGCACUCUGUAUUGUUUGUAGCGAGAAUUCUGAUGCAUGUUUCAGCGCUUGCACUUAGAACUUACGAAAGGCUGUGAAUCCAUGUUGUUUUGCAAUCUUUUCUACUGCGCUAGACUGCACCACGUAUCCCUUUUAUCCUCUUUGAGCAGCACUUCAUGUAUUGCAUUUCUCUUUGUAUCCUCUGUCAUUUUUGAAGGACAACUCCUACUUUAUGUAGCUCUUAUGAAUCCCUAUUUUUGCACUUGUUUUGUACACUUAAUAAAAAAGAACAUGCUUUGCGCCAGGAAUGCAA